Molecule: messenger RNA, 1020 nt
Organism: Naegleria lovaniensis
Lineage: Eukaryota; Heterolobosea; Eutetramitea; Acrasida; Naegleriidae
Exons: 4
Coding region: 1-1020 (339 amino acids)
Biological process (GO): adenylate cyclase-modulating G protein-coupled receptor signaling pathway
Cellular component (GO): heterotrimeric G-protein complex
Molecular function (GO): G protein-coupled receptor binding; GTPase activity; G-protein beta/gamma-subunit complex binding
Source: RefSeq, a predicted model, not a curated record
AUGGGUAAUUGCUUGGGAGGAAACAAAAACAAUCAUAAUGUCAGACCAGUUGUCAAAAACAAGGAUGUUAAAUUACUCUUGUUAGGAGCUGGUGAAUCUGGUAAAAGUACUUUAUUCAAGCAAUUCAAAAUUCUCAAAGAAGGAACCUACACACCAGAAGAACGAGCCAUCUUUGCUAGUACUAUUAAAGGAAAUAUUGUCCGCUCCAUGAUUUCCAUGGUUGAGGCUUGUGAUGAAUUGGGUGAAGAAAUUGAAAAGGAAGAAAACAAACAAUUUGCACAAGAAUUGAUUCAAUUAGAUGAUGAGAAUGCUCUCUUGAAUGUUGAUGCAUUCUACAAUGCUGAAUUGGUACAAAAAUUGAAACAAUUGUGGUCUGACACAGGUAUUCAAAAUGUAUUACAACGUCGAGAUGAAUAUCAAUUAUUGGAUUCGACUGAAUACUUUUAUCAACGUAUUGACGCUGUUAGUGAGAAGAAUUAUGUACCAACAGAUAGGGAUAUUUUAAUGUGUAGAACAAAGACGACUGGUGUUGUUGAAUUGAAAUUCGAACAAGAUGGCACCAAAGUUUCACUCAUCGAUGUCGGUGGUCAACGUAAUGAAAGAAAGAAAUGGAUUCACUGCUUUGAAAAUGUCACUGCUAUUUUAUUCGUUGCUUCCAUGUCAGAAUUUGAUCAAAAGUGCUAUGAAGAUGAUAGUACUAACAGAAUUCAAGAAUCACUUCUUCUCUUUGAUGAAAUUGUUAACAGCAGAUAUUUCAUUGACACACCUGUAAUAUUCUUCCUUAAUAAGAAGGACAUCUUCCAAAAGAAGAUUGAAACUAAAAAGUUAUCUGAUUUCUUCCCUGAUUAUCAAGGACCACCACAUGACUUUGAUGCAACAUCCAAAUACAUGCUUCAAAAAUUCACAUCAAGAAUCAAUGAUCAAAAUAGAGAGUUUUAUCCUUUCAUUACAUGUGCAACAGACACUGACAAUGUGAAGAACAUCUUUGACAGUGUGAAGAAGAUUGUCAUUAAGAAAUAA